This is a messenger RNA of Siniperca chuatsi (mandarin fish), 4451 nucleotides long. RefSeq names its product vacuolar protein sorting 26 homolog B, like (gene vps26bl). The record is from RefSeq and is a predicted model, not a curated record. Gene Ontology annotation, cellular component: retromer complex; endosome. Bases 157 to 1158 code for a protein of 333 amino acids. Gene Ontology annotation, biological process: intracellular protein transport; retrograde transport, endosome to Golgi. NCBI's taxonomy places the organism in Eukaryota, Metazoa, Chordata, Actinopteri, Centrarchiformes, Sinipercidae. The transcript is spliced from 6 exons.
UCAACCGGUUGUAACUCGAAGUAUUCAAUAAUCAGGGAAGCUGUUUGCACUCAAGAGCUCACAGCAAAACGAGAAGAAACUACGGUGUGCUGUUUUACAGAACAGGGGGCGUCUUUGUCAGCGGGUCCAGUGUCAGAGCUUGACUGACGAGCAGCGAUGAGCUUCUUUGGUUUUGGUCAAAGUGCGGACAUUGAUAUAGUUCUGAAUGACGCCGAAACAAGAAAGAAAGCUGAGCAUAAAAGCGAAGACGGCAGGAAGGACAAAUAUUUUCUCUUCUACGACGGAGAAACGGUGUCGGGGAAAGUCAACGUUACGCUCAAGUACCCGGGAAAGAGGCUGGAGCACAACGGCAUCAAGAUUGAGUUUAUCGGCCAGAUAGAGCUGUACUAUGACAGAGGAAACCACCAUGAGUUUGUGUCUCUUGUGAAAGACUUGGCUCGGCCGGGGGAGCUCACGCAGUCACAGACGUUUGACUUUGAGUUCACACAUGUCGAGAAACCCUACGAGUCUUACACCGGUCAGAACGUCAAAUUACGCUACUUUCUGAGGGCGACAGUAAGCCGGAGACUGAAUGACAUCAGCAAAGAGCUGGACAUUGUGGUUCACACGCUCAGCACAUACCCUGAGCUCAACUCCUCCAUCAAGAUGGAAGUGGGGAUUGAGGACUGUCUACACAUAGAGUUUGAGUACAAUAAGUCCAAGUAUCACCUAAAAGAUGUGAUUGUAGGGAAGAUUUACUUUCUGCUGGUGAGGAUUAAGAUCAAACAUAUGGAGAUUGACAUCAUCAAGCGGGAGACAACUGGCACAGGGCCAAAUGUCUACCACGAGAACGACACCAUAGCAAAGUACGAAAUCAUGGAUGGUGCACCAGUCAGAGGAGAGUCCAUCCCCAUCAGGCUGUUUCUAGCAGGCUAUGAGAUGACGCCCACCAUGAGGGACAUUAACAAGAAGUUCUCGGUGCGGUACUACCUCAACCUGGUCCUCAUAGAUGAGGAGGAAAGGCGCUACUUCAAACAGCAGGAGAUCACCCUGUGGAGGAAGGGUGACAUAGUGAGGAAGAGUAUGUCUCACCAAGCAGCCAUCGCCUCCCAGCGCUUCGAAGGCUCCUCCAAUCCAGAGAAGUCCCAGACCCAGAGCAAUGAUGAAGACAACAGCUAAAGCCCAGCUCAUACGUCACCCUUGUGUAGUGAGUGUCUGAGUGAACACGGUGCAGAAAUUGUCAGCAAAUUUUGAAUGUGAAUAUCAUUUGUUUGCAUUGAGAUAGAAUGCGCUGCAGUGUUUUUCAGGAUGUGUGUGUGAGUGAGUGAGAGAGGCUUUUAAAUAUGUGUGUGUGUGUGUGUGUGUGUGUGUGUGUGUGUGUGUGUGUGUUUCAAGGGAACAAACAGUCAGACCAGACUCAGACUGUAGUUGCAAAUAAUUGUGUGAGUGUUUGUUUUAACCACCUUGAAGUACCAGCUGGGUGGAGUUUAUCACAUUAAGACUGAUUAGACAGUGUCAGCUAAUUUCUCUGCUGCAAAGAAACUGCACGAACUAGGCUUUUAAAUGCUUUACUUCAUUUUCUUGGCAUUUACUAUACAGUUCAGUGGGGCAAACUUCACCCAAUAGAUGCACUUAAAUAUCAUUUGCAAUUACUGUUCAGCCAAUAUCUUGACUUCACGUGUGUGUAUGAAUGUACAGUGUGUGGCAAAGAGCCACCUCGGGUGUAUUUCUAACUUUCCUUCAAACGACUUACUUGGCUGGAAGAUUGCGCUGUGCAGAAACUGUAGUCAUACAGUAGGUUUCUAACAAGUGGGUAAACAAUAGAUCUUACAGUACAAUUCUGAAUGUCUCCUCGUAGGAAUGUGAAAUUGUGACGGUAAGUCAUUUAAGAUUAUUUUGCUGCAGUGCCCUCAGCUGAGAAGCAGCACCACUUUUUUUUUUUUUUUUUUUUUGCUUCUUCAUUUAAAAAAAGAGCAUUGACUCUUAGAUAAUAAACACAAGACUUUAACAUGCUCUAAUUGAAAGGAAAUACAUUUACAUAUUUGUAUAAGAUAAUGCUUAAAAUAUUUUCAUACAUUCCAAGACUCUCAUCAGAAAUAGGCAUGACUAGUAUAUUUAUUUUUUACAAAAAUUCAAUUUUUAACCAACAUUUGACAUGUUUGAUGCAUCAGCUGGUUGUAGCUAGGUGUCAGGCGUUGCCACUGCUGCUAAAACAAACGUGGCACUUGUGAGCGCUGUGGGAUUUUUCUUCCAUCAUUUUUACAGUCUCUGAUAGUUUGAAGCCCUGCUUAAUUAUUUGCACUAUGAUCUCAUUCUGCUUCUUUCUGCUCUCCGGUGUUUAUGAACUUACUGGACGCAUGGCAGGGAUCAGAAGUAGAGUGGAAAUCAGACUCCACUAUCCCCGGGUAUCACUUCAUAUCUAAUAUAGACAGUAUUACACCUGUGUUUAGUGACAAAGUCGACAUAGAUGCUUGUGAGUCCUGCCUUAAUAGGCUGCUGGGGCAAACUGCCCUGUUUGGUAAGUUAGCUUUGUGCCCAAGGGUUUAUUGCCAAAAUGUUUGAGUGCAGUACUAGAGAACACUUGGAACAGUGUACUGCUGCGCCGUUUCUUCCCAUUUAGACUGUGCUCGUCCGUUUAUCCACUAUAGUCACUUUUCAUGAAGUUAAAAAAAAUGGGUUUAGUGUAAGGGUGGUUUCAAAAAAUGUUAUUGUGAAAAAAAGGAAUGUAUAAGAAAGGCUACUUAGUCAUAUUGAGCACUUAAUUCAAAUUCAGUCCCAGACUGUAUAUUUUCUAAAUAAGGAGGCAAUCAGGUUUUUUGUUGCUUCUGGUCAGGCAGAGUAGAUAAUUGAGUUCCUGUGCCAUUACUACUUUUUAUUUUGUUUCAUUUUCUAAAAUAUAUUUUCAUCCAUCCUGAAAAAGAGCAAUUCCCUUGGCAUGUUAUUGAUGGUGGUGGAAAUCACGGCCUUGUAAGCUGUUCCACAGUCUCUUCUGAAGCUCAAUUCUUAUUCCUUCUUUUUACCUGCUUUCUUUUCAAUUUACAUUUGUGUUUCCUGUUUUUAAUUCUUUCUAAAUGUAAAGCACUUUGAGCUGCGCAUUUUGUAUGAAAGGUGCUAUAUAAAUAAAGUUUAUUAUUAUUAUUAUUAUCAUCUUUAUUAAUUUGCAUUAAGGGAUUGUACCAAAAUUAUUUGGGUGGGAAGGAGGGGACGAACCUUGUGUGACUUUAAAAAAAAAAAAAAAGACCUCCCCCCAGGGUUAUUAAUAUUUGUUGGACCCCUCCCUUCCCCUUGCAAAAAAUGACAACAUUCUCCCCUCCUAAUUUCUCAACUCAACCCUGAUUUCAAGCCUACUAUGUUAAUGAACCAAUAAUAGCCCAAAUCGUUCAUUAGGAGUAGAAUUGGUAAUUGCCAAAUUCAUGGUAAACAUAACAAAUAGUGCGUUCUGUUUACCGAGCAUUCCAGCUGCUCUCUAUUAUUGAACCAAGAGCUACAAAAUGAGCAGUUAUUACCGCUGUCACUGAAUUCACGAACAAGAGGCGGCUGUGGCUGCAGAAGGACCUCAGCAUUGUAAUAUUUUUGCUUCACGGAUUGGUAGAACAGGUUGGGUUGUGCUGAACAUGCAUGAUAUUAUAGGUUAAUUUUAUAUGAAUACUGUACAUUUAACAUUUCUGUAAUUCUUUUUAAGUGCAGAAUAAAGUGAAGGUUAGUCGGCUAGUGAAAAAAUGGUGUGCUCUUUGCAGAACAUUAAGCAAAUUUUAGAGGUGGUGCAAUACAGAGUCUAUGGAAAGAUGCAGUUAGACGCAGAUUCACCCGACGAGGCACAAAUUGACGCAAAGGUGCGGCCACGCUAGUUGAAAAUGUUUCAACUAAAAUAUAAAUCUGGGGCAUGGAAAUAUUAAAGAUCCUUUCCUGCUCUUUUAAAUUUUAAACCACCCUCCCUUCAGCAAAAAGGGAAAAAAAACCAUAACCUUCCCCCUUCUCUGAGCUCACCUCACCCCUAAUCAUUUUCUUACAGUCCCUAAAUUGUAUAGAAUGAGUUCAGCAUUAUUUCCCUGCCUAACUCGACAUCCUUUAUUUUGGCAGUUACCUCCACUGAUACAAUAACACUUCACUGAAAACUGUUGAAGAAAAAAAAGUACCAAUCAAGAAACCCAAAGCAACUUUGGAGUAUGUUCAGUACAUGUUUGUUGUUUUGUUUUUUGUUGUUUUGUUAUGUGACUGGGAUUUUCAUUUUUGCCAGUACUGGUACAGACACACAGUAUCCAAACUAACCCAGUUUGUAAUAGAGCGUAAACUGAGAUUAUAAUAGAAAAGAAUGAUGAAAUGUACAGUGUAAAUGCACAAUGUAAAUGCAACCCUCCUCCCUCCUUUUGUUUAUGUUCAUGUCAUAUUUCAUCUUCCUGUCUAUAAAUGUUGAUUUUAAUCAUUUUAUAUUCUUGUUUUACUUUGAAUUAAAAGGGAGUACCUGAAAAACA